AUGGCUCUGGUUGACUAUUCACCGAACCACCCCACCCCCUCUGCACGACUUGAGAAUGCCUCCAAUGUGGUCCUGAUCGAUAACUACGACUCGUUUACGUGGAAUCUGUACCAGUAUCUUGUCCUAGAGGGUGCCACGGUCAAGGUUAUCAGGAACGAUGCCGCUACACUGGAGGAGUUGAUCGCCGAGAAGCCCACCCAGCUCGUUCUCAGCCCCGGUCCCGGCCACCCCAAGACCGACUCAGGCAUCUGCAACGAGGCCAUCCAGCAUUUUGCGGGCAAGAUACCGGUCUUUGGGGUGUGUAUGGGCCAGCAGUGCAUCAUAUCUUCCUUUGGCGGCGAGGUAGAUGUCACCGGCGAGAUUCUCCACGGCAAGACCUCUCCCCUGAAGCAUGAUUCAAAGGGGGUGUAUGCCUCCCUCCCACCGUCAUUGAACAUAACACGGUACCAUUCCCUGGCUGGAACCCAUACCACGAUCCCGGACUGCCUCGAGGUCUCCUCGACCACCGAUCUUGGAGAUCCUGGCCGGCCGGAUGUCAUCAUGGGUGUCAGACAUAAGAAGUUCACCGUCGAGGGAGUCCAAUUCCAUCCGGAGAGUAUUCUGACCGAACAUGGACGAACUAUGUUCCGAAACUUCCUCCUAACCCGAGGUGGUACUUGGGAAGAGCAUUAUGCCUCUGCUCCUGCUCCUGCUGCCGCUGCUAUGAGCGGUGACAUGAAGAAAGGCUCCAUUCUUGAUAAGAUCUACGCCCACCGUCAAGCUGCUGUCAAAUUACAAAAGGAAAUCCCAUCUCAACGUCCAGAAGACCUCCAAGCUUCCUACGACCUCGGCAUCGCUCCUCCACAGAUCUCUUUCACAGAUCGUCUCGCCAAGUCGCCAUUCCCUCUCUCGUUGAUGGCCGAGAUCAAGAGAGCUUCCCCUUCUAAGGGCAUCAUCGCUUCAUCUAUCUGUGCCCCUGCUCAGGCUAGGAAGUACGCCAUGGCUGGUGCCAGUGUCAUCUCCGUGCUUACGGAACCUGAGUGGUUCAAGGGGAGCCUGGAUGACCUGCGUGCGGUUCGACAGAGCUUGGAGGGAAUCCCAAACCGUCCUGCCAUUUUACGAAAGGAAUUCAUCUUCGACGAAUACCAGAUCCUCGAAGCUCGCCUUGCUGGUGCCGAUACGGUGCUUCUGAUCGUCAAGAUGCUCGCGGAGCCCCUCCUCAAGCGACUUUUCGAGUACUCUCGGAAGCUUGGCAUGGAACCUCUGGUAGAAGUAAACAACCCAGAGGAGAUGGCCAUUGCGGUUAAAUUAGGCUCCCAAGUCAUUGGCGUGAACAACCGCAACCUUCAGAGUUUUGAAGUUGACCUCGAGACUACAAGCCGCUUGAUGGAUCAAGUUCCCGAGUCCACUAUUGUCUGUGCCCUCAGUGGAAUCUCUGGGCCCCAGGAUGUUGCACCGUACCAGAAGAAUGGAGUCAAGGCUGUCCUCGUUGGAGAGGCCCUGAUGCGCGCACAGGAUGUCAAUGUCUUUGUCUCCAACCUCUUUGGAGCCAAGCCCGGACCAUGCGCCCAAACUCAGGUUGCUCCCUUGGUGAAAAUCUGUGGAACAAGAUCUGCCGCUGUUGCCAAGGCAGCUGUCGAAGCCGGUGCUGACCUGAUCGGUAUUAUUUUGGCAGAAGGACGAUCGAGGACCGUGUCUACUGAGACCGCCAUUGAAAUUUCCAAGGCGGUCAAAUCAACCCCACGUCCGUCACCUUUGAGGACACAGCCUCCUGUCAAGGGAGAUGCGCUCCUUGCCUCCAACUAUUUUGACCAUACCACAAGCCUUCUUCGACACCCAGACCGUGCACUCUUGGUCGGAGUCUUUCAAAACCAGCCCCUGUCCUAUAUCGUAUCUCAGCAGCAGAAGUUAGGCCUCGACGUCAUCCAGCUCCACGGAUCCGAACCUCUUGAAUGGCCAUCUCUGCUCCCUGUGCCAGUAAUCAAAAAGUUUUCCCCUCUGGAUUUGGGCAUUUCUAGACGAGGUUACCACAGCCUUCCACUCUUGGACUCUGGAGCUGGUGGUACUGGCCAGCAGCUAGCCCUUGACCAAGUCAAAGCUGUUCUAGAACAAGAUAUUGGACAGCGUGUAAUCCUAGCUGGCGGGCUGGAUGAUAAGAACGUUACCGAUAUGGUUCGAGGCCUUGGCGCAGAAGGGAACAAGAUUGUAGGUGUUGAUGUUAGCAGUGGUGUUGAAACCGAUGGAGCCCAAGAUGUGGAAAAGAUCAAGGCUUUCAUCACUGCUGCAAAAAACAUUAGAAACACUUCGUUGUGA
Messenger RNA from Microsporum canis CBS 113480, 2292 nucleotides. Its product is annotated as anthranilate synthase multifunctional enzyme. Gene Ontology annotation, cellular component: cytosol. The transcript has a single exon. Gene Ontology annotation, molecular function: anthranilate synthase activity; phosphoribosylanthranilate isomerase activity; indole-3-glycerol-phosphate synthase activity. Lineage: Eukaryota; Fungi; Ascomycota; Eurotiomycetes; Onygenales; Arthrodermataceae. The record is from RefSeq and is a predicted model, not a curated record. The coding region runs from base 1 to 2292 and encodes 763 amino acids. Gene Ontology annotation, biological process: L-tryptophan biosynthetic process.